UUCCAGAUGCUGAGAUUUCCAACUGAUUGAAGGGAAAAUACUUCUGAAAAGAGAAAUUAAGACUCCUUUACUUGCAAAUUAAGACUUUUUUACUUGCUUGGUGAAAUUUUGUCGAAAACAUGUCACUUUACGAUAUAUUCGGCGAAGAUCCAGUCCAUGAAAAGACAGACGAUGGUCGCUCAUCUAAAAAAGGUCUUCCAUCUGCUUUGCGACUUCUUCAGUCACAGAUACAUAUUAAAAAAACACAAUUAGCCCAGCAGCGAAGUGUGGUUACACCUGUUGUUGACUUAUCUGCAAAAAGUCGUCCCUCGAAGACAACUUUCUUAAGGCCUCAUAAAGCAAUGCCUCUAGGCGAUGGACCACCGCUUUCAUUCAUACCCAAAGCACUGAAAGAAGACAAGGUAUUUCUUUUUGGCGAAAUUUUGGUUGAAGAUGAAUAUAACCCUACAGCUCCAACUGAUUAUGCUAAACAUAAGCAAAAAAUGGAUGAGAGAAAAGCAAAAGAAAAAAUUGCGAAGGAAAUCGCUGAAAGAUUAAACAGGGAGCAUCAGGAAGAAAUUGCAAAACGUACAGCAGGAGCAGCAAUUGCACCGCCCAAAAUUCUCAUGGAAGAAGACAGUAGAGUUGAACCACCAGCAAGCCCUGACGCUGGCACUACGGCUUCUGAAAUGCCACCACCCUCAUUUAUUCCUUCAUUUGGUGCUGGAAAGGGGUUGGGGGUUGCUGCUAACAUUAUGUCCAAGUUUGGUUACAAGGAGGGUGCGGGUUUGGGACGAUCUGGUCAAGGAAUGAGCACGGCUUUAAAGGUUGAGAGGCUGGGCAAGAAUUCAGGGGUGAUAGUGAAUGAACACGAAUUAAAUGCUCGAGCUGAAGCAUCUGUGUCACCUCCUCCAUUGUCCACUAUAAAUGCAACACCAGCAGCGAAUAUGACUGAAGCCUUGAAGCAAUCAUCGCGCAUACUGUUGCUGCGGAAUAUGGUCAGCCCAGCUGAAAUUGAUGAUCAGUUGGAGCCAGAAGUGAAGGAUGAGAUGAAAAAAUAUGGGCAGGUCAAUAAAGUUGUCAUUUUCAGGCUCCUUCAAGCCAGCGAUGAUGAGGCAGUUCGUAUAUUUGUCGAAUUUACGAAUGUAGGUCAAGCCAUAAAAGCAUUCGUUGAUUUAAACGGACGGUUUUUUGGUGGUCGCUCCAUUAAGGCUUCAUUCUAUGAUCUCGAGGCUUACAAUGCUAAUCACUUUGAUCGAUGA
This is a messenger RNA of Loa loa (African eye worm), 1241 nucleotides long. RefSeq names its product G-patch domain-containing protein. Gene Ontology annotation, cellular component: precatalytic spliceosome. Bases 120 to 1241 code for a protein of 373 amino acids. The transcript is spliced from 9 exons. Gene Ontology annotation, biological process: mRNA cis splicing, via spliceosome; alternative mRNA splicing, via spliceosome. Lineage: Eukaryota; Metazoa; Nematoda; Chromadorea; Rhabditida; Onchocercidae. Gene Ontology annotation, molecular function: RNA binding. The record is from RefSeq and is a predicted model, not a curated record.